Fusarium sp. VM40 is the source of this 1068-nucleotide messenger RNA. The record is from the annotation of a GenBank genome assembly. NCBI's taxonomy places the organism in Eukaryota, Fungi, Ascomycota, Sordariomycetes, Hypocreales, Nectriaceae.
AUGGCUCCCAGUCGUAUCGACUCUCUGCCUACAGAGACCUCUACAACUUCUUCAAUUCACAAGCUGAAGAUAUCAAAUGCAGCCUCGCUAGAUCCCUAUGGCCACUACCAUCCCGCUGAUCCAACCACUCUGAAUCUCGAAUCCAACUAUGGUCCCAUGGAACCUGAUGCAAUUGGAUACCUCCAGCCAACAACCAUGGAUACGCCAUUGGAGGUAAUGCAUGAGCGAUUCGAAAAGGAUGGCUACCUCUUUGUCAAAGGUUGCAUUGACAAAGAAACCUCCCUUGCCUGUCGCCGCGACUACUUCACGCAUAUGGCCCCGAGUGGCCUUCUUCAAGAAGGAAGUGACCCUGUUGAUGGUAUCUACUCCGGAGUCGACCCACGUAAAUAUCUCCCUCCGGGUAACCUGCGCCGCCUCUUCGGUCUCAAAGGAGAUCCCCAGAGUGAUCGAUAUCUUGAGCUUAUGGUCUCAGCCCACGAGGCUGAAUUCUACGUCGAGUUCUGCAAGAACGAGCAGCUCCGUGACUUUGUCCGCAGGUUCACCGGCUGGAAGAGCCCUCAUAUGUUGCAACGCACAAUGCUCCGUGCUUUUGUCCCCAACAGCGAGCUGACACCCGUUCACUUUGACCAAAUGUAUCUUCGAGCAGGUCCUCCCACAAGUCUCACAGCCUGGAUUCCCAUCGGUGACGUCUCCCUCGAAGGAGGCGGUCUGAUGUAUCUGCAAGGCUCAACUGACAUCGGAAAGAAGACCGAAGACGACUUUGCUGCGAACGCACACAACCUGACAGAUGAGGAGCGAGUUAGCGCAUUCAACAAGAAUAUGAAUGACGGUGGCUUUUUAAGCAGAGAUACAGUUGCUUAUGGCAAGGAGGCAAGAAGAAAAUGGCUCAUUGCUGAGUAUGAGGCUGGCGAUGUGAUUUUCCACAACCCUUACAUGGUUCAUGCCAGUUGUAAGAAUCGAGACCCCAACAACAAGAUUCGUCUUGCAACGGACGUGAGAUUUGUUGACCCGGAGAUGCCCUAUGACACUCGAUGGAUGAAGGUCUACAGGCCUUUAGAUGGCUUGUGA